Molecule: messenger RNA, 375 nt
Organism: Pieris macdunnoughi
Lineage: Eukaryota; Metazoa; Arthropoda; Insecta; Lepidoptera; Pieridae
Source: the annotation of a GenBank genome assembly
AUGGGAGUAGAAACACACGCGUACCCCCCACAAAACCCACCACCAUACCCGGGUCCACCAUACCCGGACCCAAUCAUGAAUCAGCCCCAAGGAAUCCCCCUGCAGGGAGGACCUGGAGCAAUGGGACCAACUAUUAUUGUCACCCAAGUUAUGGGUUCUGAGGCUGCUUCUAUGAUUUGCAGAUCGUGUGGUGUUCAAAUAACGACAAGAGUUGAGAGAAUGCCUUCAAUGAGGACACAUUUAUUUGCGAUUUUACUUUGUUUAGUUGGUUGCUGGCCGUGUUCUUGUCUACCUUACUGCGUAGACACAUGCAACAACGCUGAUCACUACUGCUCUAACUGCAACGCAUAUAUUGGCUCUUACAAUGGAGUAUAA